Medicago truncatula (barrel medic) is the source of this 719-nucleotide messenger RNA. RefSeq lists its product as uncharacterized. Lineage: Eukaryota; Viridiplantae; Streptophyta; Magnoliopsida; Fabales; Fabaceae. Bases 49 to 474 code for a protein of 141 amino acids. The record is from RefSeq and is a predicted model, not a curated record. The transcript is spliced from 3 exons.
AAACAAAACGACACAAGUGAAGACAAGAAUAUCAGAAAAAAGACAUCAAUGGCGUCAAAACUCAGCCCAGAAUUUGCAUACACGGUGCUUUACGUAAAAGACGUAGCUGAAUCGGUAGCUUUCUAUUCCAAAGCCUUUGGCUAUUCCGUUCGUCGCUUAGACGAAUCACACAGAUGGGGAGAGUUGGAAAGUGGUCAUACAACUAUUGCUUUCACUCCAAUCCACCAACAUGAAACCGAUGAUCUCACCGGUGUUGUCCACACGACUAGAUCUAACAAAGAAAGACCACCAGUUGAGGUUUGUUUCGUUUACACCGACGUUGAUGCUGCUUACAAGAGGGCCGUGGAGAACGGAGCGGUGCCGGUGAGCGAACCAGAGAUGAAGGAGUGGGGCCAAAAGGUUGGGUACGUGAGAGAUAUUGAUGGCAUCGUGAUCAGAAUGGGAAAUCAUGUAAAGCCUGCAAAAUUAGAUUAGUUAUGUGCAGUUGGACAUAGAAGCAGUUGGUAAAAUACAAUAUUACGUUGAUGUUUAUGUAUUCUGUAUAGGUUGAAUAAGAAAAACAUGUAUUUUGUAUAUGUAUAAGAAAUACAUCCAUAUAAGUUACUAAAAUAAAAUUAUCAACUGCAGACAACAAUAUGUGAAUUUCCCAGCAUGCACUUGCCAGAAUGAAGUUGGAAUUAUACAUGUAUUUGCUCUGCUUUGUUUUAUACUUCAUUGAU